Acipenser ruthenus (sterlet) is the source of this 7520-nucleotide messenger RNA. RefSeq lists its product as uncharacterized. The transcript is spliced from 5 exons. The coding region runs from base 487 to 4389 and encodes 1300 amino acids. The record is from RefSeq and is a predicted model, not a curated record. Gene Ontology annotation, molecular function: GTP binding; protein binding. NCBI's taxonomy places the organism in Eukaryota, Metazoa, Chordata, Actinopteri, Acipenseriformes, Acipenseridae.
UUAGACAAGACAUCAAUUUAAAAUAAGGAAUAUUAGUUUAAUAUACAAAAUCACAUAAGACUGUCCCAUUGUUGGCAGUAAAUUGAAGAUUAGUGUUAUUAAAAAGGUGAAGAGGGAAGUGUAUCACAAGAUUCCUGUACUCCGCUGUUACUCUUUAGACACAUGCUACUUUGAAUUUCACAGGUUUCAGUGCUAUGUAUCUGAACUGAAGAAAAGCUGCACGGGCACCUUAUAACACAGACAUCUUAUUCACCAUUUGUUUUAUAACUAAAUAAAUAUUAGGCCUAUCACGUGGUUAUCUUUCUUAAUGCAUUUACUUUUUUGCUGCGAGAGAAGCUGCUGCUUUCUCCGGGAGACAAGACGCUUCAGCUUCACUUCAGCCCCGCUCUGGCAGCCGAACCUGGGGAAUGGACGAGCGGGUGACGUCACGGCAGAAGGCGGCACAACAAAAACAAAAGUUUAUCUUCGAGCAGUCAGCCGUGUAGGAUGAUGGCUACCGCAGACAGCAGCAUUGAGUUGGCGACUCUCAGUCGACCUUUCCAAUUAGGAAUGCUGUACGACUGCCGCAGCGACUCCCUCAUUCCAGGUGUUACUUUGUGGAACUUGGAGGAGCUGCAAAAAGACAUUGAUGUUCGUCCAAAACCUUAUACAGAUUUCCAGAUUAUUGCAUCAGACUCUUUAGAGGACAAAACAUCUGCUUUGAAUGUUGAAGCAUCACUGGCAGCAAGCUUUUUCAGUGGUUUGGUCACAGUUAAAGGAUCUGCAAAAUAUUUAACUGACAAGAAGACUUCUAAAAGGCAAUCCCGGGUUUCCCUGCAGUAUCUUACAACCACUCGCUUUGAGCAGCUCACCAUGAAUCACUUAGGGUACAGCAAUGUAACUUAUCCCAAUGUAUUUAAAGAAGGCACAGCAACUCACGUUGUUACAGCUGUUCUAUAUGGCGCCCAGGCUUUUUUUGUGUUUGACAAGCAGGUUUCUUCUGAAGAGAAUGAGCAAGAUAUUCAGGGCAGCCUGAAGGUUUCCAUAAACAAAAUACCCUUCAUGUCAAUUGAAGGAGAAGGAUCCCUAAAAAUGACAGACACAGACAGGAAAAGCACUGAAGGGUUUAGCUGUAAAUUCUACGGUGAUUUUGCUCUUGAAAACAAUCCUGUCAGUUUUGAGGAUGCAAUUAAAACAUUUGCCACCCUCCCACAGUUGCUUGGGGAAAAUGGAGAAAACGCUGUGCCUAUGAGAGUCUGGCUUUACCCAUUAAAUAAACUGGACUCCCAAGCGGCUCAACUGGUGCAGCAAAUCAGCAUAGGGUUAGUGCGUCGUUCACAGCAAGUCCUAGAAGAAUUCAAUGAGCAUGAGAUGCAAUGCAAUGACAUGAUGAACGACUCGGUUGCCAUCCAGUUUCCUGAGAUAAUGAAAAAAAUGAGAAAAUUCAAAGACAUGUGUUCAGAGUACAAACUGGUGUUCCAGAAAUCUUUAGCACGAGCGCUACCCUCCAUACGAGGUGGCGGGGAAGAGGAAGGUGUACUGGUAGACAUACUGAGUGGAAAGGAACAGUCACCAUUCCAAAACACAAUGUUAACAGAAUGGCUGGAAGACAAGGAAAGAGAAAUGAAUGUGAUGAGGUCUUAUCUCAGCAUUAUGAAAAAUGCAACAGUCGUGUCAUCAAGCAGUGAGCUGGACCAAACAGUCCUGGAUUCCAACAAUGAGUUUGUAGUGUGCUUCACAUUUACUUCAUUAAAGCAAAAAGAAACUUACCUAAAAAGCUUAAAAAGCUACUUGGCAUCCCAAGCUUCUGGGAUCAGUGAAAUGAAAACACCAGAUGCUAUUGAUUCAAAGGAAGAACCUGCGAAAUGGUUCAGAUCUGUUGAAAUAUCAAGGCAGACAAGGGAGCGUGUACGAUUAUUUUUGGAUUUUGAGGAAGCAAACAAAAGUAAAGAAAACACCAAGUUCAUUGUAGCCUCCAUACAAGAUGACCUGAAUGUUGGUUCUUCAGUUUAUCUCUAUGAAAGAGGAGUUUUGGUGACCAGUAACUUUGAGCUUCCAUCUAAACCUGAAACACCAGCUGUCUGUAGAACAACACAUGAUAGUGUGGAGCUAAAGUUUCCUACUCUACGAAAUGGCUACAGUGAGAUUAUUAAGUAUCAGGUUAUGUACCAGAAUGUUAAACAUAGUGAAUGGAUUACACUGGAUACAGAAGUCAAAACGGAAUCAUUCACUGUAUCAGGUUUAGAACCAAACAGUCACUACCGGUUCAGGUACCAGGCAGUGUGUAAACCAGGUGUGAGCUUAAGUAGUGACACAACUGAAGGGAAGACACUUCCAACAAGCCCUCCAGGUAAUCUCUCAAAGAACUACAUUGACCCACAUUCUAUAACAAUUGUUUGGGAUAAGCCGUCUUUCAUAGGAGAGGGUGUGAGUAUUCUUUGCUACACAGUUGAAUAUAGAGAAGAUAACGGGGAAAGCAGCACUGAUGAAACUACAAAAUGGACUGAAAUGAAAACCGAGACAACAAAGUGUCUGUACACACUGGAAAAACUAAAGCCCACUCAUUCUUACAGAUUCAGGGUGUCUUCUGUCUGUGGAGAAGCAGGUAGAAGUAGACCAAGUGCUGAGGUUGUAAUAGUAACGCCAAUGGAAAAGGAAGCUAAAUCAAAGAGUGUACCUCAAGAUAAAAUACAGAGUGAAAGAUUUCUACAGUUCUCUACAUCAAUAAAAGAGGGUCCGCCUUCAGUUCAUCGACUAUCCUUACAUGAACAGCCCCUUGGAAACAGUGAACAUUAUCAAAAGUUUAUAUUCGGAAGGGGGGUGGGAAAAGAGACGAAUAAAGUAGUCAUGGUUGUGGGAGCAACGGGAGCAGGAAAGACCACCCUUAUCAAUGGGAUGAUCAAUUGCAUCUUGGGUGUGCAAUGGGAAAACAAGUUUAGAUUCAAAUUAAUCCAUGAAGAUACAAACCGAACCCAAGCCGAAAGUCAAACCUCUACCGUGACUGCAUAUGAACUCAGUCACCAACAGGGUUUUCAAGUCCCUUUCUCUCUCACCAUUAUUGACACACCGGGGUUUGGAGACACAAGAGGCAUGGAUCAAGAUAAACUGAUCACUCAGCAAGUCAAAGAUUUCUUUACAGACCCAGAUGGAGUUGAUCAUAUUGACGCGGUGUGCUUCGUGGUCCAGGCUUCAUUGGCUCGCCUUACAAAACCGCAACAAUAUGUUUUUGAUUCCAUUCUCUCCAUUUUCGGAAAAGACAUAGAAGAGAAUAUAUUAAUACUUGUCACAUUUGCAGACUGCGAUGAUAUCCCUGCUUUAGGAGCAAUCAAGGCAGCAAAGUUGCCAUGCCACAAAGAUAAAAAGGGACAGCCAACCCACUUUGCCUUUAACAAUUCUGCAACAUAUACACAGAAUUGUGUGUUGAAGAAGCUUUCUGAUGAUAAUGAUACAUCUGAUUCUGAGAGUGAUGAAGAGGACAAUAGCCUUCGGAAAAAAAAAGAUGUCUGGCUCGACAGUUCAAAACAUAUGAAGAGAUUCUUCAGGACCUUAGAAAAAGUGAAAGGAAAGAGCUUACUUUUAACAAAGAAAGUGCUUGAAGAGCGCCAACGCCUUGAAACUGCCCUGAAACAGCUGGUGCCUCAGAUUCGAAUGGGUUUGUCCAAGCUGAAUGAAAUAAAAAGCAUAAGGUCUAGUCUGGAACAACACGAGGCAAGCCUCGCUGCAAAUAAAGAUUUUGAAACAGAAAUAGACGAAUUGAGAGCAAAAAGAAAAAAGACCAACAUUGUAUCAACCAAUUGCAAUACCUGUCUGUUCUCAUGUCACUCUGCUUGCUAUCUUCCUACCCCUGAAGAAAUUAGCUCGUGUGCAGUCAUGGACAAUGCUGGGAACUGUGUGAUAUGUCCUGGUAACUGUCACUACUCUGCCCAUUCGUCAGAGAUGGCUCUAUGGGAAUAUGAAUCGGUGAAGGUCAAGAAAACAAUAGGACAGCUAAAAGAUAACUUUGUAAAAGCAUCUGGUGAGUUUAUGACGACCAAGGAAAUACUUGAAAAGCUUGAAUAUGAAUUUCAUAAAAUUGAAGACAAAUUGAUGCAGCUAAUUGAAAUGUCAUCCAACUGCCUUGCACGGCUGGAGGAAAUCGCUUUAAAACCAAACACUCUGUCAACAGUGGAGUACAUUGACCUCCUCAUUCACAACGAGAAAGAAGAACGCAAACCGGGUUUUGAGGACCGCAUCCAAAACUUAACUGAGAUGAAGAGUCAGGCUGAAAUAAUGGCUAAAAUUGCAAAAGGAGAAAAACUGCUCCCUGAGGAGAAGAGGAAAUACAAAGAAAAAAUGGAAAAGCUCAAAAAAAUUGCAAGUCAAAUGAAGCAAACGUCAUCAAUUGUGAAAGCCUGGCAAUCAGGACACUGAAUCCUACAGUGCUGAUUCCGGAACAGGGCUUUAUUACAUUGAUAGGAAAGAACUGUUUCCUGAAAUACUGGUACCUUUGAACACACAUAGAAAUGCAAUAGAGGUGCUUGUGGGAUGAGACUGUGUGUCAACUAAUUCAAACUCUUUCACUAUCAUCCAAUUCUCCAGUACACACCAGUGUUCACUUUAGUGAUUUUUAUACAUUUCAAGUAUCUUUACAAAGCUAGUUUGCUUUCCUGUUAACAGCUGAGUCUAACAGAUUGGGUACAGAAAUGACAAUGUAGCCUAUGCUUAAAGCUAUGUAGUUGAUCAUAUAAACUUAAUCUCUAAUUUGUAGUUACAGUAUAAAAUGCAGUUUAUUGGUACAGCAAGAAAAUGAUUUUAUGUAUUGUUUUGGGUCAAUCUAAAGAUGCUAUUAUCAAAUGCUUCAGUAUUACUGCAAUGUGCAGGUUAUUUUGCAUGGUAUAAAUAACUGAUUAGCAGUUCUUCCAUUAUAUCUACAGUAUAUCUAUAUCUGUGCUUUUUAUUCAGUAGUCCAGAUUCUGGUUAUUCAGACUCCUCACAAUCUGAGUCAGAUCUGUAAUUACAGAACCGCAUUUCUAUAUGUUUAUGUUUCUCAUUUAUUUUGGAUGGAUUAUGAAGACAUUGCUUAUAUGUAGGGGUCUACUCAAUUCGCGAUUUCGACGGAUUUCGAGGAAAUCGUGAAAUACAGGAUUGUCUGCAAAAUUAACCUUAAAAGUAUUAUUCAAAAAAAGAUCUGAAUUACUGAUAAAAUAGUUUGUUUUAAAACUUCUCCGUGGUCACUGCGAUGCAAAAGCAAUUUACUUCCUUCUUUAUGUGGGCAUGUGAUAAUUAAAUCCAGUCACUGGCUUGCUGAAUCAGUGUCGUCUACUUUGUAUGACAUAAUGUUACAGUACAUGCGACAUCAGUUUGGUUGAACUCUAAAACAUAUCGAAGGCGGCAUUACUUAAAAUAACCGGACUAUGACGGACAAAUCGAAAAAAAUCUAAAUACAUUUCCGCUCAGGAGAGGGUGAAACAGUUCCCGACAGGAAUCUUACAUGCAGACAGCGGUAAAUUGUUUUGUUCAUCUUGCAAUGUGACUAUAGAUUUUUCAAGAAAAAACACGAUCGAUCGACAUAUUGCUUCAGAAUCGCCUAUCAAACGUAAAUCUACUGCAGAAGUUACUGCCCAAAAUAAAAAGCAAGCGACAGUGGCAUCGAUGUUUAAAAGAGCAACUGAAAGCAGUUCAGCAAGAAGAGAAGCAACGUUCGAGCUAGUGGAGGCCUUCACUGCUGCCAGCAUACCUUUGGAUAAAAUGGAUAAUCCGAAACUACGGGAGUACUUCAACAAACACGUAGCAAACGCUGGAAGUUUUCCGUGUGCAAACAAACUUCGCCAGGAUUAUUUACCAGAACUGAUUGCUUUGCACGUUGAGUCUGUUAAAUCUACACUGGCGGAAUGCGAUUCAGUUUCAGUUGUAGCUGACGAAGCAACAGACGCACAGGAUAACUAUAUACUCCACGUUUUAUUUGUACCUGGCAGCUGGAACAACAACGACCUGACUGUGUUUCUAACAGAGCCUGUUCAGCUUGAGUCUGUAAAUUACUCAACUGUAGCGCAAGCCACAGUAAAGGCUGUUGUAAACUAUGGCUUAGAAUUCAACAAGGUCUCGGCAUUUAUCUCUGACAAUGCGAUGUACAUGAACAAAGCGUUUUCUGAUGUGCUGCAUGGAAUGAUGCCGAAUGCAAUUCCCCUUACCUGCAAUGCACAUAUUCUUUCCUUGGCUAGUGAUGUCUGGCGUACAGGUUUUCCUGAUGUGGAUACCCUGGUUUCUUCUUUUAAAAAAAAAACAAAAAACGUUUAAACAUUGUCCAAGUCGUAAAUUGCGAUACCGGGAGUCAAUUGCCAAUCAAAGUGACAAAGCACCUGCAAGUGUCACUUCCACCGGAACCAGUGAUUACAAGGUGGAAUUCGUGGUUUAAUGCAGUGAGUUACAAUGCAAAGAAUAUACAGUACUAAGUACUAAGUGUUCCAGUCAAUCGCAGCAAAGUUAAAUCAGUACUACAAGUACGACCAGUUAAAGCCACCUCGAUUUAAACAGCCUGCUGCCUACUUUUUAAACGCUGUUUGCAUUUUUGACACAAGUCAGGCAUAUUUUCUGUGUUUUGACACCAAUCUACUUAAAGCAAUACCUGGAUGGCAGCAAGAGCAUGUCUACGAACGUGCUGCGUACUUGAACUAUGUCAAAGAAUUGCAGAUGCCAGUAAAAGUGACUGAGCUUUGGGACUCGCUUUCCGACCGCUUUCCGUGUCUCUACAAGUUGGCAAAGUGCUGCCUUACAAUUCCGGUGAAUUGUGCCGAAUGUGCCAUAUCGAUGUAUGGUCAAGUAUUCACACCCCAGAGACAAAGGAUGUCAGCAGCAACUGCUGGUGGUUGCUGCAUGCUGACAUUUAACAAAUAAGACAUUGCGUUUUAUGAAGGUAAGCAUACAUGUGCAUUCCUGAGCUUUGGGGGGUAAUAUAUAUAUAUAUAUAUAUAUAUAUAUAUAUAUAUAUAUAUAUAUAUAUAUAUAUAUAUAUAUAUAUAUUAGUAUACAUUGUUUUCUUUAUUGUAUAAAUAUAGCAGUGAAAUAUCCGCAAAUUUUGCUACUUAUGCCGUGAUAGACCCGCGAAAAAUAAAAAAAAAUCUCCGCGAUUUAAGUAGACCCCUACUUAUAUGUAACAUGAAUAGGUCUAUUGUGUUGCUGAAGCGCUGCCCUUAUGAAGGUUUUCCACAGUAUGUUCGUUCAGUAUUUUUACAGUUUUACCAUGCAUUUCCCAUGGUUAUACCAUAUAGUUUACCCUGAUUUGCCAUGUUCUUUUAAUAUGCUUUAACAUAAUGGUCUUUACAAUGUUUACCUAUGCUUUAUUACAUUGUGCUAUGCUUCUUCUAGGGGGAGUUUUUGUAAGGACAGGGAAACCAAACAACUGAUCCCUGGAGCCUAACACUUCUGAAUUAUAAACUUUUUCAUCAGACCAGUGCUAUAUUUUGUAUUGUUUAUCAAUGCUUUUACUUUGCUAAAUAGAGGUUUUAAAUUGAAUCGUGUUUUAUUGUUGAUUGCAACAUAAAGUGGACAGAUAACCUGGAAAA